AUGGGAUCAAUUAACCCUUCCGAGAAUCCCACUAGAUUCAUACUGACAGCAGAGGAUUUAAACAAUGCUCUGCCUGAUAUGCACAUGGCCACCAGAGCCAUUCAUGCCGAUGACUUCGUCAGUCCUCACCGUGCCAUUGCCCCUGGCAUGCAUACCGCGGUGAACUUCCGCUAUGCACGAGAUCCAGAUGAGCUGGUGCCCGAGGAGAAUAAGGAUCCAGAUGCGCCUUUUGAUUCCCACAUAUAUUCCCGCUACACAGCACCCAACUCCAAUCGCCUAGAAAUCCUGCUGCGCAGCCUCAUGGGCGGCGAAGUGAUUACGUACUCGUCUGGACUCUCGGCUUUUCACGCGAUGCUUGUCCUCCUCAACCCCAAGCGCAUCUUCAUCGGAGAUGGAUACCACGGGUGCCACAGUGUUGUGGACAUUAUCAACAGACUGACAGGCAUCCAAAAACUGGAUCUGACACAGAUCAACCAAGCCGGCCCGGGGGAUAUAAUCCACGUGGAAACGCCACUCAAUCCUACCGGGGAGGCGCGCAAUCUCGCCUACUACCGUGCCAAAGCAAGCGAGAAGGGGGCAUACCUAACCGUGGACUCGACCUUUGCUCCGCCCCCGCUGCAGAACCCCCUGGAUUUCGGAGCCGACAUUGUGUUGCACAGUGGCACCAAGUAUGUGGGCGGCCAUUCCGAUAUGCUUUGCGGGGUUUUGGUCAUCCACCCAGAUCGAGUUAAGGAGGGGUGGCUGAAAACACUCCGUACGAAUCGCCAAUACAUCGGUAGUGUCAUGGGGAGCUUUGAGGGCUGGCUGGGGAUCCGGUCUGCUCGCACCAUGCAGCUCCGCGUGGCGAGACAAGCUCAAACGGCGAAAAGGCUGGCUAGGUGGUUACAGGAGCAGCUGAAGGACGAAACGUCUCCUGUUGCAAAGGUUCUGAGCCAUGUCCAGCACGCCUCGCUCCAGGAGGAUGACUUGAAGAACGGCUGGCUGCAGAAGCAGAUGCCGGGAGGCUUUGGGCCUGCUUUUGCUGUUUGGACGAAGAGCCCGGAGUAUGCGCGCCGACUGCCCAGCAGGAUGUUUAUCUUUCAGCACGCAACUAGUCUUGGAGGGGUUGAAAGUCUGAUGGAGUGGCGGGCGAUGAGUGACGCGCGCUGCGACCACAGAUUGUUACGGAUCAGUUGCGGGAUUGAAGAGUUCGAUGAUUUAAAAGCUGAUAUCAUGCAAGGACUGGAGUCGCUGUUACGGGAUUUUCCCUGA
Messenger RNA from Aspergillus novofumigatus IBT 16806, 1251 nucleotides. RefSeq names its product cystathionine beta-lyase. The record is from RefSeq and is a predicted model, not a curated record. Gene Ontology annotation, cellular component: cytoplasm. The transcript is spliced from 2 exons. Gene Ontology annotation, biological process: transsulfuration. Gene Ontology annotation, molecular function: carbon-sulfur lyase activity; pyridoxal phosphate binding. The coding region runs from base 1 to 1251 and encodes 416 amino acids. NCBI's taxonomy places the organism in Eukaryota, Fungi, Ascomycota, Eurotiomycetes, Eurotiales, Aspergillaceae.